GUAAUAGUGGCAUGCUCACUAAUUAAGCAACAUCAUGACCGUCUUCGGUAGCUGUAGUUGCAAGCUUGCAACAGCUCGACAUCAGGAUUUAAUUUACGACUUAUAUUAAGUUAUACAGUCUGCAAGUAUGCAAUCAUGACAUUAUCGCAGACAAAGCUUCUCAAGUCCAAAUCUUGCCCAUUAUGAUUGCGACUAGGCUCAGAUUCGGUGCCCCAUGCUGUCUGCCUUCUGCAUAAACCAUUAGUGGAUCACACGAGUGCGGUUUCUUAUGGCGUCCGGCGGGCUGCGUUUGCUGGAGUUGACCAAACCUCACGAGCCAACAUGUAGCAAUCUUCCACCAGCUGCGCCCCUCCGCCAUGCUCAGCCCCAACGCUGGCCACAGCCUCAUUUCCGUAGUUCUUCUGCAGCCCUCUGUGUGCUUCCCCGCUUCCUUCUGUUCCUCCUCCUAUACCCAUCCAUCAGCAUCUUCGCUGCCAAUGCCCUCACCACAAAUGCGGCCUCCGCCUCCUCCGCCUCACUCUCCGCCCGCGUGGUCGUCGUAAACGACAUCGCGGGGCACUUUGAAGUCCUGGCAGGAGUGCUCACCUCGCUACACCGCCUGCUCGCGCCACAUCCAUCCUCCUCGUCAUCAGCAUCCCUGCAGCCCGCCAACAACCAAACCAGCGGCACCCAACACCGACGCCAACAACUACAACUACAACUACAACAACAGGGCACCGCUCCCAGACCACGUGUCGUAUUUACCGGAAAUGCCCGCGGUCCGGCCCUAAACGGUUUGCUGGACUGGCUGGGGCCCGAGGUGGCCUCGUGGGCCUCCUGGCACCCCCUGACCGGCAGCGGCGGCAGUGGCGGGGAAGGCGAGGGUGGCGGUCUCGGAGGAGGAAGCGCAGCUGGUGGUGGUGGUGGUGCUGGGGGUGCUGCCAACAGGGGGCGAGGAGGAGGCCGAAGAAAGGCCGGCGGCGGCGGAGGA
Molecule: messenger RNA, 970 nt
Organism: Astrephomene gubernaculifera
Lineage: Eukaryota; Viridiplantae; Chlorophyta; Chlorophyceae; Chlamydomonadales; Astrephomenaceae
Source: the annotation of a GenBank genome assembly